ACCUCAAAUCCCUUCAAGAAACACUCACACCUUCCCUCUCUUCAUUAUCUUCUUCUUUCUAGUUUUUUCUACUCACUCCUCUCUCUUUUCUCUUGCAAUGGCCACGGCUUAUCUCAGAACACCAACCUUUCAAGCACCUCUCUCCUCACGCCUAGACACCACCAACUCCUCCAAAUCUCCAAAGCACCUCACAUGGGCUUCUCUAAGACAAUCACACACUUUCCCAAAUCGUUGUCGUAUUCACUAUUCUUCAAAUUCAUCUUCCAAAUUGUCCCAUCGCAGGCUCAAGUUCUUUCCUUUUGCUUCCUAUGGUGAAACCACCGAAACCGAUGAAAAGGAAGAGGUUCAGGAAUCCCAGAUUCAGGACAAUAUAGAUGGGGCUGUUGAUGAGGAAGAUGGUGGAAGUGAGGGUGACAGUGGCGAUGCCGAGGAACCCAUUUCAGCCAUUAUUGUUUCACUGAACUCAUAUAAAGAAGCUUUAGCAAGUAACGAUGAGUCCAAAGUUGCCGAGAUAGAGGCUUUCCUCAAGUCCAUUGAAGACGAGAAAAUCGAUCUUGAAAGAAAAGUGGCUACUUUGUCUGAAGAACUAUCAAAUGAGAAGGCUCGGAUACUUAGGAUUAGCGCAGACUUUGACAAUUUUAGGAAGAGGACGGACAAAGAACGGCUUUCGCUGGUAACAAAUGCCCAAGGGGAAGUUGUGGAGAAUCUGUUGUCUGUUUUAGAUAACUUUGAGAGAGCUAAAGCCCAGCUCAAGAUUGAGACUGAGGGAGAGGAGAAAAUCAACAACAGCUAUCAGAGCAUAUAUAAGCAGUUUGUGGAGAUUCUGGGGUCGCUUGGUGUUGUCCCUGUGGAGGCAAUAGGGAACCCCUUUGAUCCAUUGCUGCAUGAGGCCAUUAUGCGCGAGGAAUCUACAGAAUUUGAAGAAGACAUCAUAAUUGAAGAAUAUCGCAAGGGGUUCAAACUCGGUGAGAGACUUUUGCGCCCAUCAAUGGUGAAGGUAUCGGCUGGUCCAGGGCCCUCAGAGCCCGAAUCUACAGAGCCAUCUGAAGUAGUAGCAGAAAGCGCAAGCGAAACCAAACUUGGUGAUGAGGGCAGCACAGAAGCAGAGUCUCCGGGAGAUCAGUGAUUGAUCUAGAUUCAGUUUUGUAUGAGCUCCAGUAGUGUCUUUUGUUAGGACAAAAAGCCUUGUAAUGGUGGGGAUGUGUUUGUUUUCAUUGAUGAUAUGCUAUUGUUCCCAGUUCCAGUUCUGCUUCUGGUUCUGGUCUAUAGGAAGGAAUCACAGAUGGUUUGAGGGAAAGUAGCAUUUUGUAAUUGUUGUUUGUUGAUCAACCGGCGACAAUCUCUCUUUUCUCGGCACAUCGUUAUUGUUUUUUCAUUAUACCCAAUACAUUCUUUGCGAUGAAAUUAUUGCGCAUAAAUUGAAGGGAAAAUUUAACUGGAAGGCAA
Messenger RNA from Camellia sinensis, 1446 nucleotides. RefSeq lists its product as uncharacterized. The record is from RefSeq and is a predicted model, not a curated record. Gene Ontology annotation, cellular component: chloroplast. NCBI's taxonomy places the organism in Eukaryota, Viridiplantae, Streptophyta, Magnoliopsida, Ericales, Theaceae. Gene Ontology annotation, biological process: protein folding. Gene Ontology annotation, molecular function: protein-folding chaperone binding; adenyl-nucleotide exchange factor activity; protein homodimerization activity.